CAAACGCAUUUAUUCCCUGACAAGCCCCCCAUCACAUGGAUGGUUGUCUAUUAACUUGUUCAAAAAAGUAUCAGGAGUUGUCAAGGCAGAGAGAAAGACAGAGAGAGAGAGAGAGAGAGUGAGUGAGUGAGUGUUUGGGGGGAAAAACAAAAAAACAAAAAACAAAAAGAGGAAAAGAGGAAAGGGACUUUUGCUGGCGCUUUAAGACUAAGAGAUACGGAGAGAAAAGGGAAAGAAAGGAGGGGAAAAGGACCAGGAAGAAGUUUCUCAAUCAAGACUCUCCAAGCCUUCUUUGUUAUGAUUCUUCCUGAAUAAUCGUCCGAGGGCUGCUGGCAGUGAGAAGAAGAUCCCGGUGCUGAUCCAAUCGGGGGAGGUUCUUUUUUGGGGGGGAGAUCUCCCCUCCCUUCCCCCUCCCUGAGAAGACAAGUCCAGGUUGGGACACUCUGUCGGCUGCUUCUCCUCCUUGCUCUUCUCCCUCUUUUUUUUCUUCUUUUUUUGGCGGUUGUCGGAUUUCUCUCUUUCUCCCCCCUCUCCCUUUUUUGUGCCCCCCCCAACUGCCUCGUAUUCCUGAAGCCCCGCUUGGUCCCAUCACCAUUCCGAGAUCCCCCCACCGCCAACUGCUGCGCCCCCUCCCCCCCAAAGCCGCUUGAAUGUACAACAUGAUGGAAACCGAGCUGAAGCCUCCCGCCCCCCAACAGACUCCGGGGGGAGGCACGGGGGGGAACAGUAAUUCGGGGGCCAACAGCCAGAAGAACAGCCCGGACCGGGUCAAGAGGCCCAUGAACGCCUUCAUGGUGUGGUCCCGGGGCCAGAGGCGGAAGAUGGCUCAGGAGAACCCCAAGAUGCACAACUCGGAGAUCAGCAAGCGCCUCGGGGCCGAGUGGAAGCUGCUCUCCGAAGCCGAGAAGCGGCCGUUCAUCGACGAAGCCAAGCGGCUGCGCGCCUUGCACAUGAAGGAACACCCGGAUUAUAAAUACAGACCGCGGCGGAAAACCAAGACCCUGAUGAAGAAGGAUAAGUACACCUUGCCGGGCGGGCUGCUGGCGCCGGGCUCCAACUCCAUGGCGGCGGGGGUCGGCGUGGGGGCCACGCUGGGCGCGGCGGGAGUCAACCAGCGGAUGGACAGCUACGCGCACAUGAACGGCUGGGCCAACGGCGGCUACGGGAUGAUGCAGGAGCAGCUGGGCUACCCGCAGCACCCGGGCCUGAACGCGCACAACGCUGCCGCCCAGAUGCAGCCCAUGCACCGCUACGACGUGAGCGCCCUGCAGUACAACUCCAUGGGCGGCUCGCAGACGUACAUGAACGGCUCGCCCACCUACAGCGGCAUGUCCUACUCGCAGCAGGGCACGCCGGGCAUGGCGCUGGGCUCCAUGGGCUCGGUGGUCAAGACAGAGGCCAGCUCCAGCCCGCCCGUGGUCACCUCCUCCUCCCACUCCAGGGCGCCCUGCCAAGCCGGAGACCUCCGGGACAUGAUCAGCAUGUACCUGCCCGGGGCUGAAGUGGCGGAGCCGGCCGCCUCCAGCAGACUGCACAUGUCGCAGCAUUACCAGAACGCACCGGUUCCGGGCACGGCGAUAAACGGCACACUCCCUCUCUCGCAUAUGUAAGGCCCGCGGUGGGGCGGGGAGGGGAGGAAGGAGCGCAAAGAGGCCCGGCACCACCGACAAACUUUUGAGUAGAAAUGCUGAACUCCUGGCUUUUUUUCUUUUUCUUUUCUUUUUGGGUUUUGUUUUGUUCGUUCGUUUUGUUCUUCUCUCUCUCCUCUUUUUCUUGCGGGAGGGGGGGGGAGCCACUAUUUUUGUACAGAGAGAAACUGGGCAAGGGAAAACAAAAUCGCAGACGAAAUCAAUACCCACCGAGGAACUUGUAUAGAUCUUUCCCUCCCCCCCCCCACUCCUUUUGGAAAGGGAUCCGACUCCACCAAAGGUCCCCCCACCCAAAAUUCCAGUGGAAAGGAUACUUUGCAGAAAGUUUUUUUUAUUAUUAUAUAAAAAAAAUCUUUACCAAUAAUAACCUUUAGAGCUAGAAUCCAGAAAGCGACGUAGGAAAGGGGGAGGGGGGGAGAAGGGAAGAGGACCGCGGACGGGGUGGGAAAUGUUUUAAUAUUUGCAAGCAACUUUUGUACAGUAUUUAUCAAAAUAAACAUGGCAAUCGAAAUGUCCAUUGUUUAUAUUAAGGAAAAAAAGACACAGAGAGAGAAAGUGGGGGGGGGGCCUUGAGAAUGUGCCAAUUAUUUUUAAAAUAAUCAGAGUCUACUUAAGACGCUGGGAUAAUAGCAGAUGGAUUUAUAGGAGCUGCACAAAAAAGGGAGUUGAUUUUAUUUUAAAACAAAGAUCUGGACGUUUUAAUUGUUUUAGCAAUUGUACAAAAGAAAAAAUAAAUAGAAUAAGUACUUGCAUACCAUUGAACUGUUUUUUUAUAUAUAUAUAAAGGGGCAAAUGUUUAGGGUGUACUAAAAAAAUUUUUUUACACUUGUUAAAGAGCAAAAAUGGUCUUGCAGGUUCACACACGUUUGUUAAUUUAAAAUAGCUGGGGGGGGGGUUAUGGGUUUCCAAACUUUAUCCUGCUCAACUAAAACGACAGCAAAAGAGCAAUCUGAAAUUAUUGUGUUUGAAAUAUUUUCUUAUGGUUUGUAAUAUUCUGUAAAUUUAUUGUGACGAUAUUUUAAGUUCUUUUAUUUUUGUCCCUCCUCAUUUCCCGUAGUUGUACGUUAAAAACUCGGCUGUGUAUUAUCUGAAAUCAGUCCGCUGGCAAUCCGUAUGUGUGUAUAUAUAUAUAUAUAGCUACAUAUAGUUAUAUACAUAGACACGCACGUGCCUCUCUCUCUAUAUGUAUAUGUAUAUGUAUAUAUAUGUAUACACACACACAUACAGACACACACACACACACAUGUAUAUAUACACCUGUAUAUAUACACGCACAUAUAUAUUUGAACUAAUACCAUCCUUAUAAACAGGUACAUAUUCGACUUAAGUUUUUACUCCAUUAUGCACAGUUUGAGAUAAAUAAAUUUUUGAAAUAUGGACACUGACGUUACAUGUGACUCUUCGAUUUAUUUUUAGAAUACAGGGUGCAAUUUUAUUUAAAAAUAUUAACCGGUGCUGCUCUAAGACAAGUUGUAAUCGGCUGUUAUAAAUAAUAUCGUGGCAUAAGGCUGUCUAGAAUGAGGACCUCUGUGCCCUUUGUGCUUUUUAAACGGCGAUUUCCACGCCAAGUACUUCCUAUGUAAAAUCAGGUGAGGCCUGACACUGGCUGUGGCCUAGAGCAUAAUUUUGUAUACCGAGCAGUCCUUCGCCUCCUAGGGUCUGUAUAUAGGUCUGGUUGCUAUCGACAUUCGAUUUUUUGCGAAUAAAAAAGACCCUAGCAAUAGCGUCGCCUAUAAAGAAGGUUUCGCCGACUGUUGCUGCUGGAAAAGACCACCUGUUGCAACCUGAAGGCUGCCCAAGAACCCCGAGGGUAAAGUUGAGGCUGGACGGUUGACCGGAGCAGAAAGAACGGAGUUCAUAAUUCACCAGCGAGGUGAACCAGCAGGCCAGUCUCGGGGAAAGCGGCGAAAAUCGAACCCUCCCCCCUCCAAAAAACGCAUUAAAGAAGAGAACCGCCGGCUUGCAGAGGGAUGACUUCCUGCUUAAUGGAAAGCUGAACUCUACUGGGAAUAUCUCACAAUGCUUCUCUCUAACUGGCUUAUUGUGGCAUCCACAUUUACAGGCAACAACUUCCUUGGUCAGAUGCAUGAAGUGGGAUGAUCCAGAAGUGAUUCCUAUUGGUGUGUGCCCAUGAAUAUGUUUGGACCAAAUGCAUUAUGCAUGCCACAUGCUUGAAGAUGGUGCAAUGUCCUUUACCCACUUCUGAUGUACAAAAUGCAUUACAGUUGGAGUAAAAAAAGAGAAGCAGGAAGGAAAGAACCAGCACCAAAGGGAAAGAAAGAAAGAAAGAAAGAAAGAAAGAAAGAAAGAAAGAAAGAAAGAAAGAAAGAAAGAAAUCCCAAAGUGCUGAAGAAAAUAUUUUAUCUGAAAUUCAUUCAUAUAUGAUUUUCAUUGAGGAUGGGAAUAUCUUGAGGAAAAUGCUAGAAUAUUCUAAUGCCUCUGAGGAAGAGCCAUCAAGCUUGAAAUUCGUCAAUUUUUAUCAGAGUAUUUAAAAUAAAAUAACUUUCAGCACCUUGAUUUGGCCAUCGUCUUCUUUUUUGGACACUUUCCCCUCCCCAAACGACAGCAAGUUGAUGAGAAUUGUCCCUUCUCAGCCACCUGCCUGUGAUUCCUUCUCCUCUGACUCACAGACCCACCAUUUAUUUAUAUUUACAUUUACAUCCCGCUCAUCCUCGAAGGAGCCCAGAGCAUUGUACAUCGUUAUGUGUAUCUUCACAACAACCCUGUGAGUCCUGCAAUUGAAUUGCCAAGGCUUCAAGGAACUCUUUGAAUUGAAGAGCCUAACUGCCUAAUCCUACGCAUGGAUCUGGAAGCAAAUUCCACUGUGCUCAAUGGGGCUUCUUCCCAGUAAGACGGAUAAGCUUGGAGUGCCCAGUCGCCGUGGUAACUGCCAGAAAAAUUCUCCAGAAGUUUGAAGAGGUCAGCUAACAGGGUCAACAACUCUGGCCUCUUCCCGAGCAGGGGCAGGCAGGCCCCAUCCUGCUAGCAGAGUGUUCGUCAAGGCCUAGCCCUGGGAGGUGGGCCAUUCCAGCUCUGAUAUAAAUUUUUUGAGUCAGUUCACGGCCCGGACUCUCCAGGUGGCCUCCAAAAUCGAUGGUGACCUCUUGACCCUGUCUAACGUCGGCAUCACAUCCAACCUAAGGAAGGAUUUAGGCAGGAGCGACAGCUUUCCACUGAGUGUUAUUGGGGACAGUACAAACAAUUUGGGAAGCGAGGAGGGUGUGGUCUGAGGACACAAGACAUAACCACCUUGCUGAAGCUCCGAAGGUCUAGAUCUGGUCAGUGCUGGGAUGGGAGACUCUCUGGGAACCCCAUCUUGAGUUCCAUGAUUGAAGAAAGGCAGGAUAUAAGUUGUCAUUAUUUAUUAUUAAUAAAUUCCAUUAAUUAUUAAUAAUAAUUGAAGAUCCGGGUAAUUUGUCAAAACAGAAGCAAGGACUUUGUAAGAAUAAAAUGUUGUAACAUCAAUGUAUCAAGGCUGAGAUUAUGUAUAACAACCUAUAUUGGAUGUAAUUCAUAUAACAUUGAAUAAAAAUAAGUUUAAAAAAUCAUCAAGCACUUUAUAGUGCUUCAAGCAUGCAGACUAGAACAUUAGAUAUGAUAUGUAGUGAUAAACUCUUUACAGAUUAACUCACAGCAUAUGGACAUCAGUAUUUCAGAAGAAGAAAAAAUCCCAUUAUUUGUAAACAAAUCUAUGUCAAUAGCAGUGAGCCCCGUAACAUCAUAGAGUUGGAAGGGCCUGGAAGGCCAUGUAGUCUGGCACCCUCUGCUGCAAGGGAGGACCAACAUCCCUAUCCCCAAUAGAUCAACCCACACAGCUUAGAAUGCAGUAUGUCAGAAACAGAAAGCAAAAGUACCAUAGAGCCCUAACCCCAGGCUAGAACCAUUUCCAGUGUCUUCCAACUUCUGAAUACUGUAUUUUUUUUUGUUGAACCGCUAGCAUGAUAUUGAUGCAUGACCUGCAUGUAGAAUUUAUUCCUGCCAUAAAGUCAUUAAACCUGCACACAAGGAUCUGUAAAUCACCAUAUGUAAGCAAAUUAAAGCCAAUAUAAGCAA
Hemicordylus capensis (graceful crag lizard) is the source of this 5702-nucleotide messenger RNA. It is a transcript of the gene SOX2, whose product is annotated as SRY-box transcription factor 2. Gene Ontology annotation, molecular function: DNA-binding transcription factor activity, RNA polymerase II-specific; RNA polymerase II cis-regulatory region sequence-specific DNA binding. Gene Ontology annotation, biological process: regulation of DNA-templated transcription; cell differentiation; anatomical structure morphogenesis. Bases 651 to 1610 code for a protein of 319 amino acids. The record is from RefSeq and is a predicted model, not a curated record. The transcript is spliced from 8 exons. NCBI's taxonomy places the organism in Eukaryota, Metazoa, Chordata, Lepidosauria, Squamata, Cordylidae.